AUGAGUAGAUCAACAAGAGACAUUAGAGGCAGACUGAAGAAGACGGGCGUGACUGAGAUCAAGCUCACCGGUAACUACAGCCGAGCAGACAUCGAACGAAUCGCUCAGCGGGACAGCAACACUCUCCAACGAUACGGCGCCAACGCAAGGAUAGAGGUCGUGCUCGACUACGGCAAUCAUCAGUAUCGAUCGGGCAAGUUCACCAAGGUAGGCGAGCCCAUCAUCAUGUUUGAUCCUCACGAGUAUGACGGAGCACCGAUCGCAGAGCCUGACACAUUUAAAUGGUUCUACAUCUACGUUCAUCAAGCAAAGGGCAAGGCAGGCGGCUGCGACGGCGAAUGGAACAACUGCCUCUACUACUGCCUCCACGACGCCUAUCCAGAGCAGGUCACAGAGCACUUUGGCAGGCCAUCACGACUCAAGAAGUUCCUCGACCUUGAUGUCGAUCAGAAGGUCUCUAUCAAGCGGAUCCCAGAACUCGAGGAGAGACUCAACAUCAAAAUCAACGUCAUGUACACAACAGGACAGAACAAGGCAGCGAUCAAACUGUUUAUAUCAUACAACAAGACAGUCAAGCCAGAGCCAAUCGAUCAGAAGGAGGGCGAGUGGAUAUCCAAGUCAACCUUUGGCGCAUUGAUGUUUUCCAUCCAGCAUACAGGAGGUCUCUACAUGUAUGACGUCUGCAAGAUGUAUGGUGCGAUCAUGAAGAGCGGCGGCUUCAUGAUCCCAAUCAAGUGUGGCGAGUUCCAACAACUGACCGACGAAGAGCUGACCGCAAAGAAAUCAAUACCAUUCGGUAUCUAUCGCGCAACGAUCAACGGCAAGCACGGAGCAUUCAAGAUUAACAAGAAGGAUUACUACACUCACUACGACCUAAUCUUUGCUAAGGAGCUAGGACUGACAUUCAACUUGAAGACCGGCAACAAGGCCAACGCAUUGUUAUACGAUAGCACAUGCAGGAUCAAUGGCUCCAUUCUUUUUGGCAAGUACAUGGAUCAGGUGCUCGCCUGGAUCAAGGCAGGAGUCCCACGAUCAAAGGAACUCUAUCAACGACUCUGGGGCGCUCUCUCCAAGCGCAACAAGACCAAGCAGUGCGUCAAUAUGGAGUGCGAUGAAGAAGUGAUAGAGACCAGCGAGUGUGGCGACCUGCGAUACGAGGGCUACUGUCCCGACGCCAGAGUCAAGAACAUGACCAAGCCAGUUGGAUCGUUCGCCAUUGGGAUAUGGCAAGGCGAAGGAGAGUUUAAAAUA
This is a messenger RNA of Acytostelium subglobosum LB1, 1251 nucleotides long. RefSeq lists its product as hypothetical. Lineage: Eukaryota; Evosea; Eumycetozoa; Acytosteliales; Acytosteliaceae. The record is from RefSeq and is a predicted model, not a curated record. The transcript has 2 exons. Gene Ontology annotation, biological process: DNA replication. Gene Ontology annotation, molecular function: DNA binding; DNA-directed DNA polymerase activity; nucleotide binding. The annotation marks the transcript as partial.